Molecule: messenger RNA, 4827 nt
Organism: Salpingoeca rosetta
Lineage: Eukaryota; Choanoflagellata; Craspedida; Salpingoecidae
Exons: 9
Coding region: 79-4827 (1582 amino acids)
Source: RefSeq, a predicted model, not a curated record
CACCACCACCACCACCACCACCACGACCGUCCAUCAAGCUCUCACACACCACGGCCGCCACCAACACUAGCAGCCAAGAUGUCGUCGUGGCCACAGCCUUACGGGCAGGCACCACAACUGCCACAACAACCUCAGCAACAACCAACAACACCGCAGCAACAGCAGCAAAUGAUGCUACAACAACAACAAAUGAUGAUGCGACAGAGGAUGAUGAUGCAGCAACAGGGCCAGCGACAGCAACAGCAACAGGGCCAGCCAGGGUACCCGGCGUUCCCUGCACAGCCUGGGAUGAUGGGAAACAUGCCCAUGACGCAGGGACAGCCGCCCAUGCAAGGGAUGCAACAACCACAGGGCACAUGGGCUCAAGCCAUGUCACAGUCACAGCAACAGCCACAGAUGCGCGGCGUGAACACUGGUUUGAUGUGGACGCAGCAGCCACAACCGCAACUGGGACCACAGCAACGCUUUCACCAGCCCGCUGCUAUGGGUCCCGUAAUGCCGCAGGGCCAGCAACCAAUGGCCUCAGGCACGCCCGUGUCUUCCAUGUACCCUGGUUUUGCCGCAAGCCAAGCACAGCAAGGAAUGCCACAACAAGGAAUGCCGCCACACCCGCAACCUGGCCACUCCUUCUACACACAAGGGUUCCCGUCGCCGCAGCAGCAGCAGCAACACCAACACAUGGCACCACAACAAAUGGAUCCAAAGAAGGCUGAGGAGAUGCGGAAGAAGGCCGAGUUUGAGGAACAACGGCGCCGGCUGCAAGACUUUACUGCUGCACGAAGCAAAGCGUCUUCAAAGUUUACUGCGGACAAGCUCCUCUCUGGGCUGACGGCAUCCAGUGCGCAGAUGAAGAAGGAGACCGAACCUGCACCUGCUGCACCAGCGCUGUCGUCCGCACCACUUGUCCAUCCUCAGCUGCGAUCCCAACAACAACAACAACAACAAGAACAACAACAACAACAACAACAACAACAACAACAACAACAACAACAACAACAACAACAACAACAACAACAACAACAACAACAACAACAGCAGCAGCAGCAGCAGCAGCAGCAGCAGCCGCAUGCGCAACGGAGCGCUGUUGACGAUGACUUUGGGGACUUCACGGAUGCGGACCCGUAUUCCGCAUUCAAGGAGCUGCAACCGCAGGCACAACCUGUCACGGUGCAGGCACAGCCGAGUGAGGGCAGGGUUGGUGCGUUUCCUUCCACAGCAACGCAGCAGCAGCGGCCGCAGCAGAAGCAGCUGCCGAUGAAGGACGGGGGCGACUUUGGCGCCUUUUCCUCAUCGUUUGCGCCACAACAGCAGCAGCAUGGAACUCACGGCGAUGACUUUGGUGCAUUCUCCUCCACGUCCACAGAGCAGCAACAAACGAAGAAGGAUGAUGACUUUGGCGCGUUUUCAACGUCGACGCAAUCGAAGGCCAGUGAUGAAUUUGGUGCAUUCUCAUCCACAUCGACUGAGCAACAGCAACAGAAACAGCAAACAAAGAACGAUGAUGAUUUCGGCGCCUUCUCAUCCACAUCGACUGAGCCACAACACCAAGCGAAGGGUGAUGAUGAUUUCGGUGCUUUCUCAUCCACCUCAGCAGAGCAGCAAGUGCCAAAGGCCGAUGAUGACUUUGGUGCCUUCUCAUCCACGUCGACCGAGCCACAACAACACCAACAACAACAAAUGCCAAAGGUUGAUGAUGAUGAUGAUGAUGAUGAUGACUUUGGCGCCUUCUCAUCGACUUCAUCUGAACAGCAGCAGCAACAACAGCAACUGCCAAGGGCUGAUGAUGACUUUGGUGCCUUCUCAUCGACAUCCACUGCCUCACAACACCAACAACAGCAACUGCCAAGGGCUGAUGAUGACUUUGGUGCCUUCUCAUCGACAUCCACUGCCCCACAACACCAACAACAGCAAAUGCCAAAGGUUGACGAUGACUUUGGCACCUUCUCAUCGACGUCAUCUGAGCAGAUGCAGCAACAACAGCAGCAACUGCCAAAGGUUGAUGACGACUUUGGUGCCUUCUCUUCGACAUCAUCUGAGCAGAUGCAGCAGAACCAACAACAGGAGCAGCCGCCACAACAGGACAACGGGUCCACAUCGCCUAUGAUCAAUUGGCGCGGUGCCGCAGACGCUGUCCGCGAUUACUCCGCAUUUGCAGACCUCUUCAGGGAGGAGCAGGAACAGGAGCAGGAGCCAGCACAACCACCGACGCAUGUUGGUGACAGCGAAGGAAAACAAUUUGCUGAUGAUGACAGCCCGGCACGCGAGACACACCCCACGCACGUGGCAUCGUCGCCGACGCUGGGCGCACCAGCACCACCUCAGCCACAGCCGUCAGCAGCGACCGCGUCCACACCGGCGCCCACGUACGAUGCGGCUGCCAGUGGAUAUGGCAUUCCCUUGCUGUGCCCCUUCUCCCCGCCAUCAUCUCCCAUCCCUCAGCACUUGCUGCCUCGCGUGUACAGCCAUGCGGAGCGCAGUUGCGGGCUCACAGACGCCAGCGGCGCCUCUGCUCGCACCGUCGCCGCGUUUCUUCAGUCAAACGCCCGUGUUUCACAGCAAGUUUCACAGCAGAUUGUGGCUGUUGCAGCGCACGGCGCAUCUGAGCAGCGAGAUGCACUGUCACGCCACCAACUGCACACGGCCCUCGCCCUUGCGUCCCUCGCACAGCGCUCAGUCCCUCCGUCUCUGUCUGCCUUGCACGAGCUGCCCUCGUGGCCGCUGCCGCUCGUAAGCGGUGUCGAUGUUGCAGCCCAAAUUGGCGAUGACUUUGGGGCAUUCACGGCCGUUGAACAGCAGCACAAGGUGGAGGAGGAACAAGCGAAGGCGAAGGAAGGCGAAGAUGACUCGUUUGGUGAUUUCGCUGCCACAUCAGCAGAACCCCAACAACAGCAGAAACAGCAGCAGCAGCAGGGGGAGGAGACUGGUGACAAUUUCGGUGUCUUUUCCUCGCUGUCCACGGAAGACACGACGACAACCUCGCAGCAGCAGCAACAGCAGCAGCAACACCCAAGAGAGAGUGAUGCGUUUCGUGUGUUUGCUGCCUUUGGAGCAGCUGCCCACGACGACCACUCCUUUACAGCAAAACGAGAGCAACAACAACAACAACAACAACAACAACAACAACAACAACAACAACAACAACAACAACAACAACAACAACAACAACAACAACAACAACAACGACAACAACGACAACAACAACAAGAGGGCUUUGGUGCCUUUGCUGCAACGGCGGAUGAAAGCAAUCAAAAUAAAGACAGCUACCAGGGGCAGUUUGGCGUGUUUGCCUCGACCACCACACAGCAGCAAGGAAAAGAAGCAACCGAGAAGGACGAGGAUGACUUUGGCGCCUUCUCAUCAACACCAGCAGAGCUGCAGCAACAGCCGCCUGCCAGUGACUUUGGCGGCGGUUUUGCGUCGACUGGAGAAAUCUCAGAUGGCGCCGCACCAAACCAACAGCAGCAGCAGCAGCAACAACAACAACAACAACAACAACAACAACAACAACAACAUGAGGAAGAGGAUGAAGGCGACAGCUCCUUCGGGGUUUUCUCUUCCGCGACUACGGAGGAGAGCAAGCAGCAGCCUGCCGGUGAUUUCGGAAUGUUUGCGACAACGACGGGUCAGCAGGAGCAAGAAGAUGACAAUGGCUUUGGCGCAUUCACAUCGACGUCAACUGCGCAACAGCAGCAAACGGAACCGCAGCAUCGACUGUCUCGAAACGACGACGGCGACGCUGCAUUCCCAGCGUUUUCGUCCGCUCCUCAACCCCAAACGACUGCCGCUGCAGGCGCACAACAACAGCAGCAGCAGCAGGAACGGGCGCAGCCGUUUGGAGACGACUUUGGGGCAUUUGCUGACAUCGCCAGUGAAGAGCAACAGCAGCAACAGCAGCAACAGCAGGUGUGGAAGAAGCACACGGAUGGUGAUGAUGACUUUGGAAAUGAUGAUGCGUUUGGGGCGUUUUCAGCACCGCAGCCGACGUCACAAGUGGCCGAGCCGCAAUUUGCCGCAUUUGACACGCAUUUUGAUGCCAGCGGUCCUGUCUUCGAGCAACAGCAGCAGCUACAACACCAGCCGGACAUGACGCAAGACGCAGCUGUUGGUGCUGUUGGUGGCACGAGCGGUGCAGCGACACUGUCACCAUCCACGGCAGAUGACGGCUCUGCCUCUGCUGUGAUUGAGGACGUGUAUGCCGCCUUUCGCGAUCUUGAGCUGACCCCAGAUGUACAAACGACCACACUCAAAUCGGAGGCAGCCAAUACCCAGCGUGCCCGAGAAGUGUGGACAAAGAUUCUCAAAGCUGCUCGCGUUGAACUGCAGACAGCGCUUACAGCACUGGAACGGUUGUCCACACUGGAUGAUGUCGACACGGUCAAGGAACAAAAGCAGUUUACGGACUUUGUCGCAGGUGUGCGAGAAAUGAUUGGCGUGGCAGAGAGGAUUGCGAGUGCAUCUGAGAGAAAGCUGCCGCCAACACCCACGGAGCAGGCGUCAGAGGAGGAACAAGACAGUGUUGAGGUGUUGCGCUCAAGCGUUCGCGCCCUCAUUUCGAACAUGCGCAACCUUGCCGCGUCACUCUCAAUCCAGGAGUUGCGAAAGCCAAGUGAAGACAACGAGUCGCCCAUGACGGGGACGGUGUGUGCCAUUUGCCUGCACGAAACACAGGUGGCAUCGCCACUGCUCGGCGUGCUUGCUUCCCCAACCUCUUCCUCCUCCUCCGCUUCCGCAAACGGGUUCACCAUGAACGGCUGCGACUACCACGGCACAUGCGCCAACUUUUGGUGCAAUUGUGUAGAAGCCAUGCUGCCCGCGCUCGACGUCUGA